Athalia rosae (coleseed sawfly) is the source of this 4638-nucleotide messenger RNA. RefSeq names its product protein brunelleschi (gene brun). The transcript has 14 exons. The record is from RefSeq and is a predicted model, not a curated record. Bases 297 to 3863 code for a protein of 1188 amino acids. Gene Ontology annotation, cellular component: trans-Golgi network. NCBI's taxonomy places the organism in Eukaryota, Metazoa, Arthropoda, Insecta, Hymenoptera, Athaliidae.
AUUCUCCGUUGGAUUCUUCAGCCAUCGUGCUAAUCACUUUGAAUUUUUUACGGAUGCAAAAUUAUCUUUUGAUGUAAUGCGAUUUAUUUGUGGUACCCCGCACGAAACAAGAUGACAGGAAUUUUGCGAGUACGACAAUGAGUACGGCGUGACCACAGCUUUCGGCUGCCUCGACAGCUGUCAAAUAGCAACUCCCAAAUUAGAUGCAGUACAAUUAAUUAAAAUUCUAUGCACGGUGUACGAUGAUUGCCCUAAAGGUGAUUUUGAACAGUCGCUUGAUUAUAGUGAGCACAUAAAUGCGGUCUUCAGUAAGUGUUAUUCUGUCGAGUGCGGUGCCUGACAAUAAGAUGUCCCAGCCAGACUAUGAGCAAACAGCUCAUGAUCAUGCAGCGCUAUUGCUGUUAUUGAAACCGAUUGGGACUCAGAUCAAACCGAAGACUGUUUUAAAAAUCAGUGAAAGGAUAAUAAAAAGUGGCAGCAGAUUUACAGUAUUAGAUUCAACAGGUACAACACGUGAAAUACUGGCAAGAUUUAUUAAGGAUCAUCCAGUUGAGAACAGUGAUUGGGGAGAGUUCCAAACCCACAGAAGACUGCUGGGAUUAAUUACAGUUGGGAAAUACGAUUGUCAAACAGAGUUGGACGAACUCUGUAGGGUUCAUGAAACUCAAAAAGUCAAAUAUGACAGUACUUUAUAUGAUUCUAGAGCUAUACUUUUUGGGCCAGUUGAAUCAGAAAAGCCUAAUGAACCACCAGCAACUUUUACAACUCCAUCAAACUUCAAGACCACGGCACUGUUCUAUGCUGAUGAAACUUGCCUGAACCUCGAGGCUCAAAUUGCAGAAUUACUGAAUUCACUGUUCUGGAUUUUGGAGUCCAAGCGAUUAGAAAGAUCCAGAGAAAAAGUAGAUCGCGUGUCACUUCUUCUAGCACCGUUUGAAAAAAAAGAUUUCAUAGGGCUUGAUCUUGAGUCUGGCAAUAUGAGAAAGAGAUGCGUUGGAAGAAUGACAAAACAUCUAGGAGAUCUUUGUCUCCAAGCAGGCCUCCCGGCUGAUGCCUUGUACCACUAUAAUUCUGCUGCAAAUACUCUACAGGCAGUGAAAGAUUGGCUGUGGCUUGGUGCGGCCUAUGAAGGACAGUGUGCUGCCUCUGUUUUAGUGUUAUACCCAAACAUGUGCCGUAGUCUUCCAUUACAGAGAAAUUCGUCUCUGCAAGAAGGCAGCCCAGGAAAACAGAGAAGAGGAUCUCAAGCUGUGAAUCCUUUGCCACCAUCCCCGAAUCUAGAAGCCAUCAGGGCAGAAAUGCCUCAUAUUUUACCACCUGAAGAAAUUGCAAAGAAAUACCGAGAAGCAAUAGUGCAUUAUAGUAAACAUAAAAACGCAGGCAUAGUUGAAACCGAAGCCAGUUUCAAGGCAACUAGAAUUUCUAUUGAACAAAACUGUACUUUACAAGCGGCAUCUUUCCUUAACAAUGUUGUCUUCAUCAAUUUGACACUCAGUGAACAGGAAAAAAUUCAACGGUUCACUACUUUAUCAGAACUCUUUACAGCGUUUGGAUUUACACGCAAAGCCUCUUUCUGUUUACGUCUAGCUGCUACCAGACAUGUUUCACAAAAUAAUCCAAAUCCAGAUUGGCAGCAAUGUUACAGUUUAAUGCUUCAAGCGGCCCCAGGGCUCAAGCUGUGCCUGGAUCCUAUAGAAAUGCCUUCAGAUGGUUUAAGAGGAUGGCCAGCAUUGCAAAUUCAAUUGAUACAAGAACUGGUCGUUGCUGCAAAACGUAUGGGAAAUCCGGCACUAGCGACUCGUCACAUGACCUUCUUGCUUCAAACAAUGUACAACCAUAUGAGCCCUGUCGAACGGAAGGAAUCGGCCCUACAACUUCAAGCUGUUUCGCAGCAGUGUGAAGGAGCCCCAGUGCCACUUGUAUUGGAUUCGGGAAUGGUCAUACCACCAGCAAAUCUGACAAAUAUUCCAAUAACAAAAUCAUUCACUCUUAAAAAUCUCCAACCGCAUCUACAGCCACAAAAAAUUGAAAGAAUCAAAGAAGAUCACGGCCCUUUUUUAUUUACACCCAUCAAUUUUGGGUCUCUGGAACGAAAGAAUACAUCAAAAAGUAAAAUGGAUUAUCUCUGGGUGGAAGGUGAUAUUUGCGAGGUUUCUAUGCAGCUGAUAAACCCUCUACCAUUUGAGCUCCAUGUGUCAAAUAUGCGUCUUCUCACUAGUGGGAUAGUGUUUGAAUCGAUACCAGAAACAAUAACAUUAGCUGCCGAAUCUGGCCCUAUUGCGGUAACUCUGGCUGGCACACCUAAGGAAAUUGGGGACCUUGAAAUACUUGGCUUUAGUACUCAUACCUUAGGGGUAAAGUCCAACUGCAGAUUGAGGCACAUGGACGGAAUGCCUCACCCACAAUACACGGUCGAAGUUGUACCUGCUCUUCCAAAAAUUGACGUCUCUACAAGCUUGCCGCAAACGGCAAGUUUCAGUUCUGGCGACAACAUAGUCACGAGCGCGAGUAUCUCACUCUAUGGCGGAGAAAGUGCAGAAUGUACAGUUACUUUAACGAACGUGGGGCUGGUUCCCAUCGAGAUGAUAGAAGUGUCCGUGCAAUCGGGACUUGAUACUUCAACAGAGGAUAAAAUCUUCAAAUGGAGUGAUGAAAAUUUGCAAACUCAACUGCCCCUUGCGCCAGGAGCUAGCGCAAGCUUAACUAUCUACUUAUAUGCUGUCACCAACUUCAUUGCUCCAACUUCUAGAAAUGAUCUCAGCAGCAGCACUUAUUUGAGUCAGCCAAGUAGCUUGAUGUCACAGUCUGGUCCAAGUUCUUUACCAUCUCGUUUGAGCUCUCCGUCUCAUCAUACAAAGAGGCAAUCAGAAUUAACAUCAUCUUUUCGUUCUGGACUAAGCUCUCAAUCCGGGCAUUCUUCUCUGGCGAGUACGCGUCUAUCCAAACUAGCGGUACCCCUUCAUGCUUCCAACAUCAUUGAAGGCCAAUUGAAGCUCAAAUAUUCUGGGGGAGGUGGACUAUCUACCGGUUACUGUCGAAUAUCCUCAGUUUUUAUAACUAUCGAAAUGUUACCCAGUGUACAAAUUACCAGCUGGGAUGUGCUCCCUGCAGAAACGUCGACACAAUUCUAUCUAGUAUUGGAUGUAACUAACAUGACGAACCACGAAAUGGAGUUGCAUUAUACCCAGAGCAAGUGCAUAUACAUGGAGGGCCGAGAACCUUGUAGGAUUCCUGUACCAGUCAAUCGAUGCCCACUGAAUAAGUUAUCUUCACAUAAGGAAAUCAGCGAUGUGGAACUUGAAAGAGUCUGUUCGGAACACAUAGCUUCGUUGGUCGAUUUGAGGUGGCAAUUAUUGGGCACAGAAACGACUGGUAAAGCUACGCUAGCAGGCAUUACUUUGACACAGGACAUGUUAGACCUGGUUAGGAUGAGCCCGUUACAAUGGGAAAUCACAAUCAAUGAUUCACCAGUCAAAGCGCAAGAGGAAUUGACUUGUGGCUUGGGUGAAUGUAUCAGCUUAAAAAUUGGCGUGUGUAACGCAUUGGAAAGACCGCUCAGAGAUCUCAGACUUUCAAUUAAUUUUUAUCAAGACCACCACAAUGGAGUAAACAAUUACAGAUUGGAUACAAAACUCUCAACAGCUGGUGCAAGUAAAGUGAUGCUGCCUAUGCUAGAGGAACAUGGCCGUGCACAUCAUGAGUGUCGAGUAGUGUUUUUUACCGCAGGCCAAUAUAAAGUAGAUAUUCAAUGUAGCACCAGUGAAUCAGCUCCAGGAACACCGACUUUAUGUUCUGAACUCAUGAAUGCUGGCCAUACAUGGCGUUACAUUCCACCUAUUGAAAUAACCAUUGAUGACUGCUGAAAUUCAUACAUUAACUAACUAGGAAUGUAUAUAAACUCCAGUGUGAAAUACUUAAAUGAAUCAGUCCAUUGAUUAUGCUAAUUGAAAAUUUACUGGACAUUUAACUACUCAGCAAAAAAAUAAUUGAAUGAGAUGAGAUUUUAGUGACAAUUCAGGAUGUUAUUAUUUUCAAUAUGCUGGGCUGAGUAGAGUUGCGCACAAGAGUGGUUUGUAAUAAGUGAUCAAUGCUGUUUUACUUCGUAUAGGAAAAUAGUACACAAUUAUAUAGCAGUAUAAAAAAAAUGUAUCCAUAUGUUUAAUCUUUGUCACAAUUGCCUUAAUUAUUAUUACCAUUUAUCUGUAACAAAUGAUAAGCUGACAAUUAUUUUAUCCUUCAAUGUAUGAAUAAUAUUUUUUAUUGGUAUAUGAUGAGAUAAAAUUAUGGUUUAUAAAUAAGAAGAUACAAAUCUCUAGAAAAUUAUCUUUUCACCAUUACUUUUAGUGUCUACUUAUCAUAAUUAGUCAUGGCUAGAGAUGUUUUCUAUUACCCUUAUUGCACUAAAUUGAAUUAUUGGUGAUAAUAACUGUCACAACUUGGCUGAUUCUAAAUAUAAUAAUAUAAUAUUUCACUCAUGGUCUAAUACUCAGUCAGACUAUGGUCAUGCGCUAUUACCUGAUGUUGAGAAAAAGAAAAAUAUCAUCGCAAUUACUAACAGUGCAAAAUAAUAUAAGAAUAGAAUCAUCGUAUAAUUAUGUGUGUAAAAAACGUGUUUAAAAAAUGACAAAUGUUUUACUA